Molecule: messenger RNA, 956 nt
Organism: Drosophila busckii
Lineage: Eukaryota; Metazoa; Arthropoda; Insecta; Diptera; Drosophilidae
Gene: dunk
Exons: 1
Coding region: 166-933 (255 amino acids)
Source: RefSeq, a predicted model, not a curated record
ACCAGCUGCUGAGUUCAGGUAGCAAGGCCCAGCUCAAAGCAAAGGGCAGUGCAGUGGGUGGGAUUGAGGGUUGGACUUGGAAUGCAGGUAGCUGUUGUACGCUUUAUAAGCUGCGCGACGCUUGCAGUUGAGCAACAGUAGCAAAGCGAAGAGCAAAGCGUUAACAUGGCCAGCACCACCACCUACACCUGCAAGCAAUACAUUGAUCUGGCUAGUGCGGCUAGCUUGGAGCCUGGACACAUGAGCACAAGCUAUGAACUGGAUGCAGCGCGCUUUAGUCAGCACGAUUUGGGUUUAUUUAUGGAAAGUUUGGAAACCAUUGCGCGCAUUGAGCGCGAGCGUCAUGAGCGACAGCAGCAGCGACGUGAGCGCAAGUUGCAGCAGCAGCGCAUGGCGGAGCUGCAGGACGAGCGUUGUGUGAGUCCCACGCCAAGUGUGGAAGAUGCAGUAGAUGAGCCGCUUAUGUAUUUGGAAGCCAAGUGCAUACCCUACGCUGUAAGCGAAUCGCUGCCCAUCAAGCAGCAGAGCAGCAACUCCAGCUCACCCACCUACGAUACCUGCGAUGAUGAAGCCUAUGGCAGCUCGGCGCACUCACCACGCAGCAGCGUCACCUACUGCAGCUGCACUGGAUUGGAAUCUGAGUCCGACUCCGCUGAGUCUGGCAUUUAUGGCGGCUCUUCAAUGCGUCCACGCUCUGAGGUCUUAAGCAAACCCAAGCAGCGCUCCACACGCUCACGCAUUAUCAACAUGGUGCUCAAACGUGAGUACGGACGCGCGCCUGCUACGCCGCCACCCGCCACCAGCACCUUGAAGCAUCCAUAUCAUUAUCAAUAUGAGCAUCUUACUUCCAAAUCCCGACGCGGCAUUGCCAUCGAUGCGGACUCACCCGAGGAGCGCUUCUUCGACAAAGCGCUGCGCUACUUAACAUUGUAAUAACAACGCUUAGCAUAAGCAUA